Arabidopsis thaliana (thale cress) is the source of this 1148-nucleotide messenger RNA. RefSeq names its product NFU domain protein 3 (gene NFU3). Gene Ontology annotation, biological process: iron-sulfur cluster assembly. The record is from RefSeq and is marked reviewed. Gene Ontology annotation, cellular component: chloroplast stroma; chloroplast. Gene Ontology annotation, molecular function: iron ion binding; structural molecule activity; iron-sulfur cluster binding. NCBI's taxonomy places the organism in Eukaryota, Viridiplantae, Streptophyta, Magnoliopsida, Brassicales, Brassicaceae. The transcript is spliced from 4 exons. Bases 200 to 910 code for a protein of 236 amino acids.
AAAUCAUCUCCAAGACGUAUCAAUAUCAUCAUCAAUCCACCAAUGAAAAGUUCUCUCUUUUUUUUUCCCACUCUUACUCUGUUCUCGCUACAGAAUCUCCUGGGAAAAAAAAAAAAGAAACUUGAUCCACCCGAAUUCCCCAAAUCUUCACAAUUUCUGGAAACUCUCUCGAUCGUGAAGCAGAAAAGUGAGGUUCCAAAUGGGUUCUGUUUCGGGUCAAACCCGAAUUACAACGAUGAACCUCUCGCUCUCAACAGCAGAGAAGAACCCUAAUUUCCGCUCGUCGCUUCUCAAUUCUAAGAACGCAAUUUCAGAUACUUUAGGGGUCUCUUCCAAAUGCAGUACAUUCCUCAGGGGUCAAUUUCAAAGAAUACAUUUUUCUUGGCUACAACACACUCGACCUUUGAGAAAACGAACAGUAUUUGGUCACGUGAGCUGCGUCAUGCCGUUAACGGAAGAGAAUGUGGAGAGAGUGUUAGACGAAGUACGACCAUCUCUAAUGGCCGACGGAGGAAACGUGGCGUUGCACGAAAUCGACGGACUUGUGGUGGUUUUAAAGCUACAAGGAGCUUGUGGUUCGUGUCCUAGCUCAUCAAUGACGUUGAAGAUGGGAAUCGAGAGUCGUCUUCGAGACAAGAUUCCAGAGAUCAUGUCCGUUGAGCAGUUUCUUGAAUCCGAGACAGGAGGUUUAGAGCUGAACGAUGAGAACAUUGAGAAGGUUCUCUCUGAGUUAAGGCCGUACCUAUCCGGUACUGGAGGUGGGGGGCUUGAGUUAGUUGAGAUUGAUGGUUACGUGGUCAAGGUUCGACUCACUGGACCAGCUGCUGGAGUCAUGACUGUUCGUGUCGCGUUGACUCAAAAACUGAGGGAAACAAUUCCUUCUAUAGGUGCAGUCCAGCUUCUAGAGUGACAUUAACCUUUUUAUUUUGUAACUUAUAUACAAGGCCUAUUUUUGAUUCAAUAUAUUUUAUUUCCAAUUAUAUAAUUAGUACAACUAAUACAAUAACCAUUUCUGUUGAAGAAAAAGGAAAAGAAAAAAAAAGUAUCCUAUGUAUGAAGGACAUUUUCUCUAGUGAUCCUUGUUUUUAGGUAACAGUUAUAAAAUAUUCAUGACUUGACUACACAAAGAUAAUCGAACUUAAAGAGUU